Molecule: messenger RNA, 3897 nt
Organism: Toxotes jaculatrix (banded archerfish)
Lineage: Eukaryota; Metazoa; Chordata; Actinopteri; Toxotidae
Product: dynamin-1-like protein
Exons: 18
Coding region: 189-2231 (680 amino acids)
Biological process (GO): mitochondrial fission
Cellular component (GO): membrane; mitochondrion; microtubule
Molecular function (GO): GTPase activity; GTP binding; microtubule binding
Source: RefSeq, a predicted model, not a curated record
UGCGGGCACCGCCCAUGUGUUAAAUUGACGGUUAUCUCUUUUGCGGCUAAUUUUGGAUCGCAAUUCGGGUAAAAUGCGACGUUUUUGACGAUCGCUGUUUAUUCGACAAAGUAUGAAGGACAGACGCGUUGGACCAGGAGGGAUAUUUUGCGUCUGAACAUCGGUAGUGUGCCCAGUUUAAAGGAAGGAUGGAAACUCUGAUCCCUACCAUCAACCGGCUGCAGGAGGUCUUCCUCACAGUGGGCGCAGAGAUCAUACAGCUGCCUCAGAUAGUCGUGGUUGGAUCUCAGAGCAGUGGAAAGAGCUCUGUGUUGGAGAGCCUGGUUGGACGGGAUUUCUUGCCUCGGGGAUCAGGAAUAGUCACAAGACGACCCCUGGUGUUGCAGCUUGUUAAUGUUGCCCCUCUGCGGGAGAGACUGAAGAUUGAGAAUGGAAAUGGGGUAAAACAAAAUGUCCAAAACAGCUACCCAGGUGUCAGAGCUGAAGAAUGGGGUACAUUCCUGCACUGCAAAAACCAGAUCUUCACAGACUUUCAAGAAAUCCGUCGGGAAAUUGAAACAGAGACUGAACGCAGUUCAGGUGACAACAAGGGAAUCAGUCCUGAGCCCAUAUAUUUGAAGAUUUUCUCCCCCAAAGUCCUUAAUCUCACUCUGGUUGAUUUACCUGGAAUAACCAAGGUUCCCGUUGGGGACCAGCCAGAGGACAUUGAGGCUCAAGUGCAAGAGAUGAUCUUGUCCUUCAUCUCCAACCCAAACUCCCUCAUCCUCGCGGUGUCCCCUGCCAACUCUGACUUGGCCACCUCUGAUGCUCUGAAAUUGGCGCGUGAGGUUGAUCCAGAUGGUCGUCGAACACUGCUGGUGAUCAGUAAGCUGGACCUGAUGGAUGCAGGGACUGAUGCUCUUGAGGUCCUCCUGGGUCGAGUCAUCCCAGUCAGGCUUGGGAUUAUUGGUGUGGUUAACAGGAGCCAGCAUGACAUCAAUACCCAGAAGAACCUGGAGGACUCGAUGAAGGAUGAGCAGGCCUUCCUGCAGCGCCACUACCCCUCUCUCGCCUCCCGCGCCGGCUCACGCUAUCUGGCCAAAACUCUCAGCAGGCUACUCAUGCACCACAUCAGGGACUGCCUGCCAGAACUCAAAACCAGAGUGACCGUGCUGAGUGCCCAGUACCAGGCAAGGCUCAAUGGCUAUGGGCAGCCGGUAGAGGACCACAGCGCCACCUUGCUGCAGAUUGUCACCAAGUUUGCCAGCGAUUACUGCAACACCAUAGAGGGAACAGCCAGGCACAUCCAAACCUCAGAGCUCUGUGGGGGUGCUCGGAUCUGUUACAUAUUCCAUGAGACCUUUGGCCGCACUUUGCAAUCCAUCGACCCCCUCGGGGGACUGACUGAGCUCGAUAUCCUCACUGCCAUCCGCAAUGCUACGGGUCCGCGGCCAGCGCUCUUUGUGCCCGAGGUGUCCUUUGAAUUGCUGGUGAAGCGGCAAAUUAAGCGUCUGGAGGAGCCCAGUCUGCGCUGUGUAGAGCUCGUUCACGAGGAGCUGCAGAGGAUCAUCCAGCACUGCUCGUCCUUUAGCACACAGGAGCUUCUGCGAUUUCCCAAACUGCAUGACUCCAUUGUGGAGGUAGUGACUGGAUUGCUGAGGAAGCGCUUGCCGAUUACUAACGAAAUGGUAAUCCAGUGCUUGGCUGAGGUACAUAAUUUAGUAGCAAUAGAGCUCGCCUACAUCAACACAAAGCAUCCAGACUUCACAGAUGCAGCGCAGGUCUCCGCAUCCGUCAACAGCCAGCAGGCAGAGGCCCUUGAUGGAGGGAAGCGCUGGAAGAACGAGAAGGUUGCGGAAGAGAAAGCCCCGCCUGCAGGCUUUGGCAGCCCCAGCAAAGGCCAGGCCAUUAACCUCCUUGACACAGCGGUGCCCGUAUCCCGCAAGCUAAGUGCGAGAGAGCAGAGGGACUGUGAGGUCAUCCAGCGCCUCAUCAAGUGCUACUUCCUCAUUGUCCGCAAAAGCAUCCAAGACAGUGUGCCCAAGACAGUGAUGCACUUCCUGGUGAACUUUGUGAAAGAGCAUCUGCAGAGCGAGCUGGUGGGUCAGCUUUACAAACAGCCACUGCUGCAGGAGCUGCUCAUUGAGUCACAGGACACGGCACAGCAGCGGACCGAGGUUGCUCAAAUGCUCGAGGCGCUCAAAAAGGCCAAUAACAUUAUCUCUGAGAUCCGGGAGACCCAUCUGUGGUAGCCAGAGGACCCGAACAAAUUCCCUUGUCAUAGGACAGCUUUGAGAGUAUGAGAGUGUAUGUGAGUUUACAACAGAGAGAGUGAGUGCGUGUGUGUGUGUGUGUGUGUUUCUAAAUGUGUGGCAGUACCACUGUUUUCUCAUGGACCAAUGACCAUAACACAUUUAGAUCUAGAACAGUACACUGGGGCUGUUGCUUUUCACUGUGAACGUUGCGUAGUGAUGGAAAUUAAUUAAACACUCAGGCCGAAAGUGUUAUUGCAAAGUUGAAAUGUGAAAGACACAGCCGUGAACAAAAUGUCUUUGCGCCAUUUUGUAACAAAAUGUUUGUUGAGUUGUAUGAUUGUUGCCGUAAAUGUAAGAUGUAAAUUAUAUGUGGAGUAUUUAAGUUGUUCUUCAGGGUUUUUUUUUUUUUGGAUCAAACUGUGUUCACACUGUACAAUUUCACACUUUCCAAGAACUGGGCUUCCUCUGAGCCCCUUCAGCAGGUGCUAAAAAACUAUGUUAGACUAAGAUGCAUUCCAACUUUUAAUCCCCUUUGUUGGAGAAUUCACCAGAGAUAGAAGCAAAGUGAAAAUUUAGCUCAAUCAUUGCUGACUGCAGUGCAGAACUAUAGACACACACGGUGUUUAUUUGCAGAAAUUACAGGAUGGAUGCAGAUUGUUUUUCCAGCUCUCUAGUGCAAAUCAAUAUUAGGUUUAUUUUUCAGAGUCACAUUUACAUAUCAGCUCAUUUACACUGUUAGCUGUUGCACUAACGUGCCAGAUUUGUGUGUGGUCAUAACCGAGGACAUUUCCCUCUGCUUAUGUGAGGUUUUUAGAUGACUCCCACAUAGAGGUGGACAGCUAUAGUAUGUAGUGUGUAUACUGUAUACUAUGGUGUUUGUGAAUUCUCAUGAUUGAAAUGUUUUUUAAAAAAAUUCUUAGGAGAUAAAAUUAUAAGGGUAGAUGGUAUUAAUUAAAUGUUCUGUAGCUUUCCUUCAAUUCCUCAAACUAAUUAUCCACUGCCUUCCACUUUAAUGGUACAGAGAGAUAAGUUUGUUCCACAUUACUAACCCUCUCCAAACAUACAGACCAGCUGCCCCCAGGAGCGAGAGACUCAGUAUGCAGAUACCCAGAUACCUCCGGCAUGCAUUUACUAGCAGACCAUGUACUUUCAUCUUAAGUUAGCCAGAGCCAUUAGCAUCAGUGUCAGUAAUCACUUCAUUGUGUACAAUUACUUGAUGUGUGGAAUUAUUCAUCUUUUUCCAUCUGCUGUUCCUGACUUAGGCUGAUGUUCAGGUAGAGUCCUCCCCCUAAGCAGUUCAUGUAAAUCUUUUUUCCCUUUAGCCAAAACAAAUAGUUUUCCCAAAACAUUUUCAGGAGGACCUGCCUUAACAGGACCAUCAAACAGUAACUCUGACUGCUUCUGUGUGAUCAGGGAGCGAACACAACAUCCACAGUCAGUCCGUCUUUCUAAAAACCUUGUGCAAGUUUGCAUGUGUGUGUGUUCAGUAUGCAUGCGUGGAUGUAUGUACGAAUGGCUUGUGUUAUGUUUUGGAUUAUUUAAAUGUAUGUUGUUAUCAUGUGUCAACUGCCUCUGAGUUCUUGCCUGCCAAUACUUGUGAUACAUGUUUACCGAAUGAAGUGCGCUCAGAUCGGAGGUUACUCAUUAAAUGCUAACAAAAGAC